AUGGGCUUGUUUGCCCGAACGGUUCCCGAUCUUCAACUUGCGCUCGAGCCCUUCUUCACACACAUCCUGGAUACGAACCCCUUUCACUCACCGACAUCCUUGCAGGGAACGAAAGUCGCAUUCUUAAAAACACACGUCUGGCCCAAGGCGGGACCGGGAACACAGGCGGCAUGGAAUAAGGCCCAGGAAAUACUCACCAACACAGGUGCAAUUUUGGAGGAUGCUGAACUGCAUCCUGACUUCUCUUCAUUUCCCGAAUUGACUAAGACUAUAUUAUCGAAAGAGGCACAAUCAUCAUUCCAAUCUUAUAUGUCAUCGUCGACGGAAUUGUUGGACGCCUCGAUCGUACAAACAGUGGAAAAUGGAAAAAGCAUCAGGACAGUCGAUCUGCUCCAAAGCUACAAUGAAGUUGCUCGUUUGCGACCGAUAUGGGACUCCUGGGCCAGGCAAUAUGACGUCAUCCUCACUCCCAGCGUGCCCGACGAGGCUCCGCGGGGGUUGGACUGGACAGGUGACUCGUCCUUUUGUUCCAUGUGGACAUUGCUUCAUGUCCCGGUCCUGAACAUUCCUAUCGCACAUGGUGAGAACGGUCUUCCAAUCGGACUGUCGAUGGUUGGACCUCGAUACGGGGAUAUGAAGGUCUUGAGAGCCGCAAGAUUACUUGAAGAGGUUUUGCGUUGA
Molecule: messenger RNA, 681 nt
Organism: Aspergillus melleus
Lineage: Eukaryota; Fungi; Ascomycota; Eurotiomycetes; Eurotiales; Aspergillaceae
Exons: 3
Coding region: 1-681 (226 amino acids)
Molecular function (GO): catalytic activity
Source: RefSeq, a predicted model, not a curated record